Messenger RNA from Striga asiatica, 690 nucleotides. The record is from the annotation of a GenBank genome assembly. NCBI's taxonomy places the organism in Eukaryota, Viridiplantae, Streptophyta, Magnoliopsida, Lamiales, Orobanchaceae.
AUGGCUUCCGCCGUUUCCAACGAACAUAGGUCCUGCCCGGCUGCUGCUUGUGAGGUGCUGCAGCAGAUGUUCGCUGGGAAAUUAUUGCUCGUUGAAAAGAAUACGGUGUUGCUUGCCGAUGAAGGAGUUGCUGCCCAUCGCAAGAACUCGAACGACAUGACAAUGGCAGUGGUUCUUGAACGGGAUCUGCAAAUCAGAACAGGGCUCAACUUCUUCUAUAUGGACGAACAGAGUGCGAUUUGCUGUUGCUCGAUAUGGGCGAUCGCCAGCCGCUGCUGGUCGGAAAAAGAAACUGACGGGACGAUAGCUCGCUGCUGCUCUUCGCAUCACGGCUACUUGAUCGCCGCUGUGGGAUUACCGACGAAGGGUGACGAGACCUCAGGCGCGUUGGACGAACCGAUAGAGCCUGCUGCUUGCAGGAAGAAGUCGUGCGACGGUGGAAGAUCGCCGGCGAUGGCUGAGGAACUGCCCGACGCGAAUAGAACACCUGUCUACCUCGCCGCUACGACCAGCCAUCCCAGCGGCAGCGUACUCGAAAUCUCCGACGCCGGCCCCGGAAUUCAAGCCGCCACUGCACCUAAAACAUCGAGCGCCGGGCUGAUGCAAACAUCAGACGUCGGGCUUACCUCACAGCAGAGGAGGUCCUCCAGUCGCCGGAGCCGACCCAUGUCACAGCCCAGCCCCACCUAG